GGAGUUUGAUAUGAUGAUUAGAGAAUAACCAGAGUGACACGUCGCAAAUUCCCCAUAAUCAAGGCGAACUUUUCCGGGUGGUGAUCUCUGAAAUUGCUCAGUGAGCACCCCUAAUUAACCUGAUUUUUUGCUGAUAAUCACUCACAAUGGAAUCAAAUCAAAAAUCGGGGGAUGGUUUGACCGGCACACAGAAAGAAGCUGCUCUCCGUGCAUUAAUUCACCGCACAGGAUAUAGUUUGAUCCAGGAAAAUGGACAAAGAAAGUAUGGAGGUCCACCGCCUGGCUGGGAUGCCCCGCCACCAGAGAGGGGCUGUGAGAUUUUCAUUGGGAAAUUACCCCGAGACCUUUUUGAAGAUGAACUUAUUCCAUUAUGUGAAAAAAUUGGUAAAAUCUAUGAAAUGAGAAUGAUGAUGGACUUCAAUGGAAACAAUAGGGGAUAUGCCUUUGUAACAUUCUCUAACAAACAGGAGGCUAAGAAUGCAAUCAAGCAACUUAAUAAUUAUGAAAUUAGGAAUGGACGACUCCUAGGGGUUUGUGCCAGUGUAGACAACUGCCGUUUGUUUGUAGGAGGAAUCCCAAAAAACAAGAAGAGAGAAGAAAUUUUAGCAGAGAUGAGGAAAGUCACAGAUGGGGUCAUUGAUGUCAUUGUGUAUCCCAGCGCAGCAGACAAAACAAAAAACCGUGGCUUUGCUUUUGUGGAAUAUGAAAGUCAUCGAGCAGCAGCAAUGGCAAGAAGAAAACUGCUACCAGGAAGAAUACAGUUAUGGGGACAUCCUAUUGCUGUAGACUGGGCAGAACCAGAAGUUGAAGUUGAUGAAGAUACAAUGUCAUCAGUUAAAAUCCUCUAUGUGCGAAACCUUAUGCUAUCAACCACCGAAGAGACGAUUGAAAAAGAAUUCAACAAUAUUAAACCAGGUGCAGUUGAAAGAAUAAAGAAAAUCAGAGACUAUGCAUUUGUACACUUUAAUAACAGAGACGAUGCAGUUGAAGCUAUGAAAGCCUUAAAUGGGAAGGUGCUGGAUGGUUCCCCUAUUGAAGUGACAUUAGCAAAACCAGUAGACAAAGACAGUUACGUUAGACACACCAGAGGCACAGGGGGACGAGGUACCAUGCUACAAGGAGAAUACACUUACACAUUUGGACAUGUGUAUGAUCCUGCCACAGCCUACCUUGGAGCUCCAGUCUUCUAUGCACCUCAGGCCUUCGCGACUAUUCCUAACCUUCAUUUCCCUGCCACCAAGGGUGACCUCAGCAGUAGGGGCAUUAUCCGAACUCCAUCCAUUAGAGAAAUUUACAUGAAUGUACCUGUAGGGGCUGCGGGAGUUAGAGGACUAGGAGGACGUGGAUACUUGGCUUACACUGGCCUGGGUCGUGGAUACCAGGUCAAAGGAGAAAAGAGGGGAGAAGACAAACUCUAUGAUCUUUUGCCUGGAAUGGAGCUUACCCCAAUGAACCAUAUUGCUUUAAAACCACAUGGAAUUAAACUUGCUCCUCAGGUCUUAGAAGAAAUCUGCCAGAAAAAUAACUGGGGACAACCUGUUUAUCAGCUUCAUUCUGCAAUUGGCCAGGACCAAAGACAACUAUUCCUAUAUAAAAUCACUAUUCCUGCCCUUGCCAGCCAGAAUCCCGCUAUACAUCCCUUCACACCUCCUAAGCUUAGUGCAUAUGUUGAUGAAGCCAAGACCUAUGCUGCAGAAUAUACUCUUCAGACCCUGGGCAUUCCCACAGAGGGAGCAGAGACUCCUGCUACAGCUCCUGCUUUUCCAGGAUACACCAUUGCUAAUCCAGCUGCUACUGUACCAGUUACACAACUAAAACAAGCAGUGACGCUGGGACAAGAUUUAGCACCUUACGCAACGUAUGAAGCCUACCCUGCCUUUGCAGUAGCUACUCGUAGUGAUGGUUAUGGAACGUUUUGAGAGACUGUUUUGUUUUUUUUUAAAUCAACGUUUUCUUUUAAUCAAGUGCGGCAAGAGGCUAGCUCAGUGUGAUAAUUAUUGUGACCUCAUGAUUUUAAACUAAUCUAUUGUCCAAACUUAGAUUUAGUGAUAGUUUUAUACUUCUAGAUUGAUAGUUUUACAAUGGAACAUAUACCAAAACAAAUUUUAAAAAUCAAUUUUUCGCACUGGAAAAAAAACAACAACAAAUUACCUUGGCCCAGGAAAAAGUUCUUAAAGGUUCUCAGGUAUAUAUUACUGUGUGUGUUUACAAACAAUAAUCCAUGCCGAACACAGAAAUAUUCCCAAUUAUGUAGCGACUUUAGAGCUUGAAAAGCAGUUAGACAUCUCAGAUGAGCAAGCUAUGUUUUCAUACCCAUAUUCGUGAUGCAUAGCAAGACUUAAAAGCAUAAAGGGGGGCAGUUAGGCACCCAACUCCCACAAUUUUUUUAAGUCUCCCCCUAAUUCCUCAGGGGCGCAAGUGGGCUAUACACAGUGGGGAGAGGAGCAAAAAGGAGUUAGAACAGAAUCCUCUUUGCAGGCUGCCGAGUGGUAGUGUUGCACCUCAACCACUACUGUAUGACAUGAAUGGUCGGUGGGAUCACUGUCCUUCCCCUUGAGAAACACAGAAAACCUCUCACGCCAUUCUACAAAACAAUUCACUUCCUCCGCAUAAUAAAGCUCCGAUGCUAUCCCCAGCCAAGCCUGUGUUCGCUGGCUACCACCCCAGUCCAGUACCUAAUUGCCUGGCUCUCCCCAACUAGCUACAUUAUGUCUCAUUCUCUGUUUUUCUUUCUUCCUCUCAGCUGUGUGUAUGGAUAGGAGGGGCUUUUUGUGUCCUUGGAUACCUCUUUUGAACUUGUACCUCAUUCACAUAAGCCAAUCGGGAGUUGAUUCUCUGCCUGCUCAUCCAUAAGCGUAAUGAGUUAGAUGUGCCCUUACCAUGCCUAACUUUCAUGAGCCAAUGUUGGCCCAUGUACACCUCCACCCACCUAGAAAAUCCUCCUAUAUCCUAGGUCAAGCAGACAAUGUGUGAAAUUUAAGGCAACCCUGUGUGCACAGAGGUCCUGCACACAACUUUGCUUCCUUUGAAAAUCAUAUAUGAGCCUAUCUUCCAUAUAAACACUAGAUUAGAGACAUUAAAUGCUCGUUUAGGUAUCUAAAAUGUUUUGACAACUCUGGCCAAUAUAUCAAAGGCCAGGUUGAAACUGACAGCAAAAGCUGGUUUUCACACAUUUAGCAGAAAAAUCUGAUAUGCUUAUUUAUGUGCAUUUCAGAGCUGAUUUGAUGUUUAAUGUAGUGGAUAGGUUUCAGUCACUGGAGUUUUCUCUAUCCUCUUGUAGUGCUCAGGUCUGUAUAGAAGAAGGCAAAAUCUCAAUAAAAUAAUGUAGUAUUUUCAGUUCCCAUCCCUUUUCCCUAGAGAGUAAAUAAUUUAGAAAAGCAUCCCGUAACUACUUAUGGUGAAAUCCAAAAAAGGGCUUGUUUAUCGUGGCUGAUUUUCAGUUAAACCAGCCCAUGAGAAUUCAGAAGUGAGAUUUAAUCAUCAUGCUUGCUAAACCUCUCUGAAGGUCACUGUCCUUCUAGUGCAAAUCAUCUCUUUGGGACAAAUUCACCGCAGGUGUAAGCAAGUUCUUGGAAUUACACCCUCUUACACUAGCAGUUAAUUACCUAUUAUCCCUGAGAGCAUUGUCCUCUACUAUAAAAAUUAUACUAAGAGAAAUUUAAAGCCAUGUAAAAUGUAAGAAAAUGGAACUUUGGAGAAAGCUGUGUGUUCAUCAACAGUUUAGCAUGACGCUGAAGCCAUGUCAAAGUUGCAUUAUAAUUUAAACCAAUAGAACUUUUAUGGCCUUUUGGCCAAAAUCCAGUGAAGUAUCAAUUUAAUAACUGAAAUAUCAUCUGUUGCAGUCUAUAGCCGGCCCUUGACUAAUUAAUUGAACAAUAUGUUUUCCCCUUAUAUUUAUUAGUCUUGUAACAAGUAUGGCAAGGGUUUGUGCAGUGCCUGGUCUUAUUACAAUUUCUGAGGGUUGCAAGUUGAUGGUGAUCUUUUGAACCUCCCAAAAGCCAUUGUACAUAUGCCUUUCAAGUUUCUUAAAAAUCAGCUGUUGAAACGAUCUGAUGUCUCCAUUAGCCUGAGGAGCCAGAGUCUAUAGGCUAUAAAAUGACAUUAUAUCAUACAGGCAAGCUUUGGUGAUAUUAAAAUUCCCCUUUGAUUUACAGCAUGGGAGAAUCAUCCUUUCAUUGAAAUAUCAGUCACCUCAAACCUACCCAGGAAUAACCAUCUCCUCUCCAACAAGUGAAAAGACUGAGGUAUAGCACACAUCUUUUAAUCACACCCAAAUGUGGAGAGCUUCCAACUGUAAGAUACUGCAUUCCAAUUCCUGAGGGGACAAUAUGGCAGACUGGUCUUUCUGAGCAUCUCAGAAAGCUUGCAUUCUCCUUUCACAUGAUCUUUCUAUGGGAUGUAGAGCCUAUAAUGCAUACUGUAGCCACACAGACCCUCCUAGUUUGUAUCCCAUGGUACCCCUUUGGUACUCACUUCACUUUAAGCCUAGUGAGUCAACACUAGUUAUGAAAUUGUAUACUCAGAAAGCUGCAACAUUUCUGAGAAGAUAAGACCAAAGGAGUUUGCUGAAUAUGAGACUUGAUCUUUUUACUACUGUAAAUAUGCAAACGUUAUAGAAAAUGUAGGGCUCUUUGGUUCCAGACAUAUCACACAGAAGUGUACCUGAGGCAUCAGAUCUGGACCCACCUGUCCCAAAAUUCAAGAGGGUCCAUAUAUGAGGUUUUGGUUUGCGCCCAUUUUUAGUUAAUAAAACUUGAGCUAAGACUAAACUAUACUAAAUUACAGACGUUGCACCUAAUUAACAUCAAUAAUUUGCAGUGCUUGAAAUGAAAUGAAAUAAUCAGCAAGAAAACACACUGCAGAUUGUUUGUAGGGUGAGGUGCAAGAACCAGACACAAUACAGUUGUGCAGCGGCAGACAAUAGCAAUCACACUGUACAACACACACUUGCUUUUCUAGACACAAAGUACUGCCUUGUAAGGUGCUCUGAUGACAACUGACUUCACUCUAACAGGAUGCUCUUGAGACAAUGCUACAGUUUGCACAUAUAAGAGCAGAAUCAGAAAGCUUAACCUAUGGUCCUGGAUUUCUAGGUUUUCCUUAUUAGGUGAACUGUAAAUGUUACUCUAUGCAUAUGAAAUCAAGAAAAAUAAGUCCGCACCCAAAUCUCUCUUCCUUGAAAAAAUCAUAUAUUUUAUUGCACGAUUAGGAGUAUGAAGCAAUUAUAAGUUCAAAACUAGUAGAAUUCAAAAUGCAGAGACAGACAGAGAGCGCAAUAAGUUAUUAUUCAAAAUAAUUCAGUACUAGUCUCUCUUUAGUGACAAAAUGUCAUGCGUGUUAAUAAAUGGUUAUUAAGGUCCCCAUAGAUAAUAGUUUUAGUACAGAGAGAAAGCAAGGUUACAAUAUCUCAGUCUAUAUCUCAACGUUAUCCAUGAAUACCUUCCAUUAUUAAUGGAGAGGAUUUACACUGUCAGAUUUUCAUAUUGUAGUCACCAAUCAUUUUUUUAAUGCCACUAUUUCAGCUACGCAUCUUCUCCAUCAAAGAGCAAAACAAGAACUUUCACCACCUUUCACCCUCUGACACACUGGUCACAUGAGAGGCACUCAGUGCUAAAAAAUUACCUGAUCCUGCCUGCACCCAGUGUAGUUAAGAGUGUUGCCUUGAUUUCAAUGAGAAAUGGAUUAGGCCCCAAAUCUGUAAACCAGUAUAUGUGAAACAACGACACUGUGAAAAUUAUUUUGCUUUUCUAAGUAGAGUUUUUAAUAUAUAUAAAGCUCUUCAAAGCACAUUGGUAUAUGAAAUACCGUUUACUAGAUUAGUAACAGUUAAGUGUUUAUAUUUACUUUUUUCUCGUAUUUUUGUUGACUUACUUGUAGUAGUAAUGGAACAAAUGUAUAAAUUGUAUAGUCUCUAAUGCUAUUAGUCUACCUAUUCCUGCAGUGUUUUGCAACUUUGUUAUAGAGAGACAGGGAUCACUCUUCUAAGCCCUAAUCACUCUUUUAAAUGUAUAUGCUCUAUGGAAUUUAUAUAGGAAACUUAAAGGGACACUGUCAAGAUAUUUGUAAUCAUUUUUAAAACUCUUGCUUUUUCUUUUUAGUUCAUUAUUCUCUGUAACCCACUGGAGGCUUGAGAGUAAACUAUGUUUUUAACAUUGGGCCUGCUACAGUGGCAUUGAAACCCAUUUGCCCUGGACUACAAUGGGAGCAGAAUCAGGCCUAUUUCCUUUCCACCCAUCACACCCAUGCCCUGGUUUGGCAUCAUAAGAUUGCUUAUCCAUGCUGUUUCCAGCUUCCAGGUUGUUUGUUCAUUUUAAGGUUUAAAGCAUUAGCUUUGGUAAGAAAAACAAUAGUUUAUAUAUAUUUAUGGUCUGAUUCUGAUUGCAUUCGCAACAGAUAUACACCCAUGUAGUUCCACUGAGUUCAAUGGCAUUAUUCUUGAUUUAGGCCAGCAUGAAAGGAGAAUCAAGCGCAUUGGCUUUGCAAAGUUUGUAGGAAGGAGGACGGCUUUAUCACUUAGAAUGAGGAACCCUGCUUUUGGCAAGUCACUUAAUGCCUUUGUGCUCACUUUCUUUAUCUGUAAAACUUGCCUAAUAAAACUGUCCUUUCCCCUUCUUCAUAGAUUAAAUUCAUUAAUGUCUAUAAAGCACGUUAGUAUCUUCAGAUAGAGAGUGGUAUCUAAGUGCAAAGUACUCAUAUAUAAAAGGGGACACAAAAUCAUUUGGGGUUUACCCAUCUUGGCAGUAUCCCUUUAAGGAUUUUUGGAAAACAAAAGGGAAAUUACACUGUUUGUCAAUUCUUUGGUGCCCCCUAGUCUCUAGAGUGUCAUAUUAAUUUAGUUCAUUGUUGUAUUGUCAAAAGCUUAUUCAUAUGUCAGAGUCACUGAAACGAAUUGGGCCCCAGUCCUGCUCUUCUUAGGUGAGGUAAAACUCUCAUUAACUUCAGUGGAUGUUUUGCCUGAAUAAAAAGUGCAAGAUCUGGCCACAUUUGUGAAAGUUCAGUUCUUCUGUAACUGCUGGAGCUAACGAGCUUAUUUCUAUUUAUACACUUUAGACACUAUCUCAUUAACGUGAUUUAAAAAAAACCAUGGCAUUCUCCUCUGCAAUUGCUACAGAAUUGUUUGCUUGCAGAGAAUGACAGCACUGCAUGGAAACCAUUUAAGCCCAGCCAUUGUACUCAGAGGUUUAAAUAAUUAAUAGUACUGUUGGUGUUUUAGCUCAAUUUUCUCUUAUACAUAUCCGUUUUAAAUCAUUUUUAGCAAUGAUACACUCGUGAAAAUUGCCAAGAACUAAUGUACCCAUACAUCUACUAUUAGUGAAAAAGGCUACUGUCAGUAAAAAAAUGUUUCUCCCUUUCAUUUGUUAAAUAACUAUAUACUUCUUUUUUUCCAGCUAUUUAUAUAAGGUAAGUUAUAACAGGUGCCAAAGCAAAGAGACAGGAACAGUAUUAAAAAGUGUGUGCAUAAAGCACUUAUUUUUGUACUUUUAGUACAAUAUUUGUAUAGAGUUCUAUACUGUGAAAUGUAAUAAAAAUCAUACCAUCCAUUUACUGGAAAGGCAAUCAUCUGUUUUGAAAAAAUAAAAUAAAAUAAAAUUGCCAUCUAAGAAUCAGGAAUUCAAGGGAAAUUGUAAAUUGGAUUAAAUACUGUGAAGCAAUUUUGUAAUUCUAGGCUCAUCACAGAGCAUUAACUGGACUUUGAAAUAUCAUUAAACUUUCUAAACUAACCUGA
This is a messenger RNA of Chelonia mydas (Green sea turtle), 7726 nucleotides long. It is a transcript of the gene A1CF, whose product is annotated as APOBEC1 complementation factor. The record is from RefSeq and is a predicted model, not a curated record. NCBI's taxonomy places the organism in Eukaryota, Metazoa, Chordata, Testudines, Cheloniidae. Gene Ontology annotation, cellular component: nucleus. Bases 147 to 1919 code for a protein of 590 amino acids. Gene Ontology annotation, molecular function: mRNA binding. The transcript has 12 exons.